Molecule: messenger RNA, 2970 nt
Organism: Emiliania huxleyi CCMP1516
Lineage: Eukaryota; Haptophyta; Isochrysidales; Noelaerhabdaceae
Exons: 12
Coding region: 1-2970 (989 amino acids)
Molecular function (GO): GTPase activator activity
Source: RefSeq, a predicted model, not a curated record
AUGACUCUCUCGGCGACCGACGUUUUCGAGCGUGCGAUCGAGUCUGACACGCCGGCGUACCGCGAGGCGCUCGGAGUGGCCAAGCGCGACGUGGUCGGAAUGACAAAGACAGUGGGACUCGCCGUCGAGAAGGCGGCAGAGUACCAGCGGGCGCUUGCGGCGGCGGCGGCGGCGCGGCGCGACCUGCAGCGCGUGCUCCUGCAGGCUGUGCAGAGUGCUCCGGACGGCGGCGAGCCGCUGCGCCUCGACGGCCUCGCCGCAGCCUUUGAGCAGCUCGAGCAGGCGGAUGUCUUGCAGCAGCAGCAGUUGGCCCAAAACGUGCUCGAGCCGCUCGCCGGGCUGCUCGACGAUCCGGUGGGCCUCGCGGCGUGCGCGCGCCUCUCCUCCGCCCACGCCUCGAGCGCGUCCGAUUUUGCAGAGGCGCUGGCGGAUUUCCUCUCCCUGGAGGGGGAGGGCUCCUCCGCCGUCGCGGCGCGCGCCCACGCCAAGUCCACCGCCAAGGCGACGGCCAAGAUGGCGUCUGCGAUGGGAUCCACCCUCGGCUCUCGCCUCGGCGCCGGUUUCGGGGCGCUGCGCUCGCGCCUCAAGCAGGAGAUCUCCGACCUGACCGGCGCGGACGAGUCGCCCCGCCCGUCGGCCGCCGACUCUGGCAGCGGAGAGGCGGGCGCGGAGGCGGACGAGGGCGGAGGGGUCAUGCCGGACUCGGCGGCGGCGGCGCUCGGCGCUGCGGCGGACGCCGUCGCGGCGGCGGCGAGCGACGUGUCGACCACAGCGCGCGAGGCACUGUCCGGCAGCGCGGCUCUCGCUUCGACGCAGGCGCGGGUCCUCAAGCACGAAGAGGCGAUGCUGCGGGCGCGGCACGCGCUCGAGUCGGCCGUCGCCCAAAAGACGGCGGAGACGCGAAUCACGCUCAACAAGGUCGAGGCGGACGCCGACACGCGCUCGGGCGCGCUCGUGGCGGCCGCCGCGGUGCACAAGGAGCAGGGCGAGGCGGUGGCCGCGCUGUGCGCCGCCCUCUCCUCCUCGCCGCCGUCCGAGGUUGCGGUGCCCGAGUCGCUCGCGCGCGGGUUCGUGCCGAUGCUGCCGGCUGCCGCGCCGCCCGCCGCCGCCGCCGCGGACGAGGGCAAGUUCCAAGCGGACGAGGGCGGUCUCGCGAGCAAGGAGGGCGUGCUCUUCGUGCAGGGCGGGAUCCUGCGGCAGUGGAGGCGCUGCUGGUGCGUCGGCGGCGGGGGCAAGUUCCGCGUGUACCCGCUGCCAAACGUCGACAAGCGCGGCUCGGGGGCGGAGGAGCGGCCUGCCAUCGCCGACCUCGAGCUCGUCCUCUGCGCCGUCAAGCCGCAGCGCAUCGGCACGCGCUCGUACCUGCAGCUGCGCUCGCCGCAGGCGCAGCUCACCCUGCAAGCCCUGACGGAGGGGACGGCGCAGGCGUGGGCUGCCUUCUUCUCGCGCGCCAUCGAGCAGGCGUACGGCGUCGGCGGCGGCGUCGGCGGCGCGGGCGGCUUGCCCGGUGCCCAGCCCACCGAGAAGGGCAGCUCCGCGGGGGAGCACGCGCCGUCGUCGGGGGAGCGAGCUGCCGCACUGGCGCGGCUGCGUUCGCUCGAGGUGCCGUGCGCCGACUGCGGCGCCGCCCGCGCCGAGUGGCUCUCUGCCAACCUCGGCGUGCUAGUCUGCCUCGAGUGUGCCGGCUGCCACCGCUCGAUGGGGACGCACGUCUCGAAGAUGCGCUCGCUCGUGCUCGACGCGUGCGAGGCGCCCCUCCUCAACCUCGCCUGCGACCUCCACGAGGCGGACCUCGGCCCGCACGCGCCGCCGCCGGCUGACGGCGGCGGUGACGCCGCGGCGGCGCCCGCGCCGGCCUCGGGGGCCAACGCGGUGUGGGAGGCUCGGCGGCCGCUCUCCGUGCGCCGUCCGGCGCCGUCCGACGGCGCCGACGGGCCGGGCCCGCGCGAGCUGCGCGAGGUGUUUGUCCGGCUCAAGUACGAGCUGCGCGAGUUCGCCCUCCGUCCCGAGGAGGUGCCGCGCGGCCCGGGCGCGAGACCGGCCGACGGCGCCGCGUUGGGAGAGGCGCUCGCCGACGCUUGCCUCGCCGGCGAGCCUCUCCGGGCGCUGCAGCUUCUCGCUGCCGGAGCGGACGCCUCCUACUCGCGCGACGGCGUGACAUGCUACGAGAUCGCAGUUGCUGCCGCUGCCGCAGACGACGCCUCGCCCGGCUCGGCUCUGUGCGCGGAGCUGCUGUCGCACAACGGCGGCGUGCCCCUCGCCGAGCUGCCGCCGCUGCCCUCGGAGAUGCCAGACGAGGCUGGGCCGCCGAGCGGCGGCGAGGGGCCGCCUUCGCCGCGCUCCCCCCCCGCCGACGCAGCCGCGACGGUCGCCGCCGCCGCAACGGCGGUCGUCGGAGAGGUUGCGGCGGUGAGCGUCGAGCUCUCACAAGACGUCAAGGCGGCGGUGGGGGUGGUUGGCGAGGCGGCCGUGCAGUCGGCGCGCACCCUCGGGCUGGGCGCUUUCGCCUCCUCGAUCAGCGACGUCGCCUCCUCCCUUGGGGGCACCAUCGGCGAGAUCAUCGCAGAGGCGCCGGCAGAGCAGCGCUCGCCCACCCCGCCGUCCGCCUCGCGGCAUCCGCCACAGCGCAAGGAGCCGAUCCCCGAAACCUCGCUGCCGCCCAAGACACCGCCGCCGCCAGAGGCGCCUGCGGCUCCUGCCGUGGCGGCUCCGUCGCUGGCGGCGUGCACGGCGAGUCCCUCGGCGACGGCCACGGCGGCUGAGACGGCGGGACCUGUGGCGGCGGCGGCUCCCGAAAUGGCAGCGGCGGCUCCCGCUGUGGCGGCUCCCGCUACGGCGACGCCCGCGGUUGCGGUCCCCGCGGUCGCGGCGCCCGCGGAUGCGGCGCCCGCGGUUUCGGCCCCCGCGCGGGAUGCGGGGCCCGCGAUUGCGGCGGCGGCGCCUGCGGAGGAGCCGCUGAUAGACUUCUGA